AUGGGUUUUUCUAAGAAGCAUCAAAUUGAGGGAGGGAAGGAAUCAGAAUCCAAGAAAUGGUUAAUUGCUGGUAAACCUAUAUGGGCUCCACUGAAAUCGAUAUCGACAGAACCUCAAGAGGGAUGUGAAGAUGAAGACGCCCGUUCGACAACUCCAACCGGAAGAGAAUCGAGGAUAACGGAGAAAUUGCGAUGCCCGCCCGCCCCCCGGAAGCGCCGCCCUGCUGCCUCCUGCCAUUUUAAUGGUGGUAGAGAGUUCUUUAAUCCUCCGGACUUGGAAUCCCUAUUUAUCCGCCAUGCUGAGAGAUCCAAUUGA
This is a messenger RNA of Fraxinus pennsylvanica, 315 nucleotides long. Lineage: Eukaryota; Viridiplantae; Streptophyta; Magnoliopsida; Lamiales; Oleaceae. The record is from the annotation of a GenBank genome assembly.